Messenger RNA from Thermothelomyces thermophilus ATCC 42464, 885 nucleotides. RefSeq lists its product as uncharacterized. The coding region runs from base 186 to 716 and encodes 176 amino acids. NCBI's taxonomy places the organism in Eukaryota, Fungi, Ascomycota, Sordariomycetes, Sordariales, Chaetomiaceae. The record is from RefSeq and is a predicted model, not a curated record. The transcript has 3 exons.
AACGUGGUCUGGAAACGGAGAAAAAAAAAAUCCUACAAUCCUUGUGAUCAGGUCUGUCUCUCUGCAAGCGCGCCAAACCAACUUUGUUUAGGCGUAGCCAAGCAAUUAGGAAAUAACCCACUUUCCGUCCGUCACUCAAAAAAGGCUUUUGUCUCUUGCGCGCCUUCCCAGGUAACAUCAGAGAGAUGGCAUCGCAUUUUCAAUCAUCGGGCCGCGGGGGCGCCGGCAACAUCGUGGACAGCUCCAAGUCGCCGCAGCUCAAGCCCGAGGAUCUCCAAACUCCAACUCUCAAGACCUCGAUGGUGACGACGGGCCGCGGCGGGACAGGCAACUUCGCCGCCGGGCUCGACGCCGAGGAGAAGCGCCGCCGUCAGGACGUUGAGCCCGUCGUCCGCCGCGACAGCCACGGCGCUAUGCACAUCGGCCGCGGAGGUACGGGCAACGUCGUCAAGACGGGCGGCGCCGAGGACGGGGCGCCCCUGGCCCGGAUGAGGUCGCCCGCGCCCCCGGCCGCGGACAAAGACAAGGACAACAAGGACAAGGAGAAGACGGCGACCGGCCCCCCGGGCAGCACGAAAGAAAAUGGCCGCGGAGACGAUGACGACGACGACGACGACGAUAAAGACGUGGCCGUGCCGGCGGCGGGCAGUCAACCGGCGUCGGAGGAAAUUGGUUGGGCAGAGAAGGGCAAAAACUUCCUUCUCGGGAAGAAAUGAUUCGGGAGCAAGGGGGGAGUCUGGGAAGGGCAGACAAUGGGACCUGGGGGCGGGCGUUCUUUACUUUAGCGGCGUUUGGGCGAAUGCUUGAUUGUCUGGGGAUAUCCGUCUGCGUGUGUUUUAUGUGUAUGGUCGGAGAUGGGGGUGUGGUAUGUUGCUUUGGUGUUUU